CCUUCUCCAGCCCCACUUCCUGUUCCCUGGCCUGGGCCAAGUCCUCUCAGGGCUCAGAUGUCUGAUUCCAGAUGCCCAGUCUCAGCGAGGGGGAACUGUCUCUGGGGAAGCCCCCCUCCACAUGCUUCCCCGGGCAAGAUGCCCCAGGCCUCAGCAGUGUGGCCCCCUCUGCCCUCACCCGCUCACAAGUGGUGGCUGCUCCUCUGGGGAGUCCUCCAGGCUUGCUCCACACAGGGCUCCGUGCUCUUGGCCCAGCGACUGCCCCAGAAGCUGACGUCCCCCGGGUACCCAGAGCCCUAUGUCAAAGGUCAAGAGAGCUCCACGGACAUCGAGGCUCCAGAGGGCUUUGUCGUGAGACUCAUCUUCCAGGACUUUGACCUGGAGCUGUCCCCAGACUGUGAGGGGGACUCUGUCACAAUCACAGCCAGUGGGAUGGAUCCAAGCCGGUUCUGUGGGCAGCAAGGCUCCCCGCUGGGCAGCACCCCUGGUGACAGGGAGUUUGUGUCCCUGGGAAACAGUUUGCGGCUGACCUUCCGUGCACCCGCCUCCUCUGAGGACGGGACCCCAGGCCUCCACAAGGGCUUCCUGGCCCUCUACCAAGCCGUGGGUGUGAAUCAUAGUCAGCCCAUCAGCCAGGCCAGUGGGGGCCCUGAGGCCGUCAACACACAUAGAGACAAACCUGCCAAAGUCCAGAGCCACUGCCAGGCACCCUAUUAUCAGGCCGUGGCAGCAGGGACCCUCACCUGCACCGCCCAGGUCCCCUGGAAGCAGACGCAGGAAGGGGAGGACGUUCCGCGCUGUGUACCUGUCUGUGGGCGGCCUGUCAACCCCAUCGCCCAGGAGCGGGAGACCCGCGGAGCGUCCAGAGCUGAGCCGGGCAACUUCCCCUGGCAGGCCCUCACCAGCAUCUACGGCCGCGGGGGCGGGGCCCUGCUGGGCGACAGAUGGAUCCUCACGGCCGCCCACACCAUCUACCCCAAGGACGGCUUCUUCCUGGGGAAGAGCCGGAGCGCGGGUGUGUUCCUGGGCCACACGAGCGCGGCUGAGAUGCUGCAGAGGGGCGGCCACCCGGUGCGCCGCGUGGUCGUGCACCCCGACUACCGUCAGAACGAGUCCCACAACUUCCACGGGGACAUCGCCCUCCUGGAGCUCCAGCACAGCGUCCCGCUGGGCCCCAGCCUCCUCCCGGUCUGCCUGCCCGCCCGCGAGGCGCUGUACCGCAGCGGCCGGCUGGGCUACGUCAGCGGCUUCGGCGUGCAGAUGGGCUGGUUGACCACGGAGCUGAAAUACUCGCGGCUGCCCGUGGCCCCGAGGGAGGCCUGCGAGGCCUGGCUCCGCGACAAGCGGAGGAACGAGGUGUUUUCCGACAACAUGUUCUGCGCGGGGGGUGAGAUGCUGCAGCAGGGUGUGUGCCAGGGGGACAGUGGCGGUGCCUUUGUGGUGUGGGACGAUCGUGCCCAUCACUGGGUGGCCACGGGCAUCGUCUCCUGGGGCAUCGGAUGUGGCAAGGGGUACGGCUUCUACACCAAAGUCCUCAACUACGUGGACUGGAUCAAGAGCGUGAUGGGCAGGAAGGACUGACCCUGGUGCUGAGCUGGGACACUCACUGUGGAGCCCAGACCUCAGAGGGUGGAGUUGAGGACUGAGCCCUGGACUGGGGGAGGUGGGGUUCCUAAUCAAGUCGCUGCUGCAGCAAGCCACUGAGCGAGAGAGAUGCUCUGCCUCCCACAGCCCCCUCCUCCACGCCCUGCACCUUCCUGCGGGUUUGCGCUGCACCUGGAGAAGCCCCGUACAUCUCCGCUUUGAACUCCAUCUCCCCAGGACACAGCCUCGUCAGUACUCUCCUGGGAGAUAGUCCCCUUCUCAUCCUCCUGUUCAAGUGCAGUGUCAGGAAGUGGUCUCAAUUCACUGCAUUUCUGAAACAUUCCAAAGCCCCUUUAGUUGACCUUCAAAUAUCCAGACUUUUGGCUUCACCACCUACCACAACUCCUAGCCGCAAUUGUAGUCAUAGAUCUUUGUUUGCUUGUUUGUUUUACAUCUUCUGUGUACCAGGCACUUCAUGUAUGUUACUCCACUGACUCCUAAAACCAAAUUUGCAAAGGAUGAGUUAUUAUCCACGUUUUACCAACCAGGAAGCUAAAGCUCAGGGAGAUAAAGGGACCUUUCCAAACCCCACGUCUGAUACAGGACUGGGAUGGCUGCGUGCUUUCCAGUACACCUCUACCCCUCUCAGGUGUCCUUAAGACCUACUGUGUCGCCCAGCCCCCAACCCCCACGUCCUUUCUGAUUCUCCCUCAGUGGGAAUUCCUGCCUCGGUGAAACUGACAACAGCUGGCUCACACUUCCUGCUGCCCCCCACCUCCUGCAGACACCUAGGUGAGCCCCACACUGGGCUGGGCAUCCCUGCAGACACCCCCAGUGCUGCUGGACACCCCAGGCCAUGUCCCCAUCAUCAAGCAUGCUGUUCCACCUGAAAAGACCAACUCUUUAAUUUGUAGUACAGACUGGAGGUGAUUUAUAGUAAAAGACAAAUAAAAUACAGUUGUUUAAAUGGAAAUCGAAAAUGAAUACCAUAAAACAGAGAAGAGAGUAAAUUUGCUAGCCUUGAGGGUCAAGUUAGCUAUGUGAGUAAAGAUUAAAUUUAUCUUUGAAAAACAGCAAGAUUCAAUGUUGUACACACAUGUGGUUACUUCUAUAUUUCAAGCCUAUACAUAGUACAAAAAACUAUUAAAAAUACUCAAAAUAUUAA
Molecule: messenger RNA, 2749 nt
Organism: Camelus dromedarius (Arabian camel)
Lineage: Eukaryota; Metazoa; Chordata; Mammalia; Artiodactyla; Camelidae
Gene: C1RL
Product: complement C1r subcomponent like
Exons: 6
Coding region: 58-1581 (507 amino acids)
Biological process (GO): zymogen activation
Cellular component (GO): blood microparticle
Molecular function (GO): serine-type endopeptidase activity
Source: RefSeq, a predicted model, not a curated record